This is a messenger RNA of Lottia gigantea (owl limpet), 333 nucleotides long. RefSeq lists its product as hypothetical. Lineage: Eukaryota; Metazoa; Mollusca; Gastropoda; Lottiidae. The record is from RefSeq and is a predicted model, not a curated record. The coding region runs from base 1 to 333 and encodes 110 amino acids. The transcript has a single exon.
AUGGCAAAAUCAAGGGCAGAAAUACAAAAAGCAUAUAGACAAAGAAAGAAAGAAAAAGAUAACGAUGCUUAUUUAAGAAAAGAAAGAGAAAGAAGGAGAAAAUCAUACGUGCUGUCUGGUGAACUUACUUCAAGAGAAAGAAAUAGGAGGAAUGAGAAGAACCGACAAAACUUAUCAAGACAUAGAGAAGAGAACGAAGUCCGUAACAAUUCAUUAGAUUCUAGUGGAUAUGAUAGUGGUACUGCCUCUAAGUCACAAAAUUCUCCACUUAUCGUCAAUAUGCCUUUUAUAUUACCUAAUCGUCGAAAUGGUGCUAGACGCAGAACAAGUUGA